GUGAGGUGAAGGCAGGGCAGCGCCAGCAGGGGAUGAGGGGUAGGAUGGCAGUGAAGGGACAUCUCUCAGCUCAGUGGCUUUGGCUUCUUCUCCUCUUCAUCCAGACCAGCCUGGGUCAUGUUGAAGCCCGUCUGGUUGGAGAGAAUGGGACCUGCAUAAGACGUGUGGAGAUAAAACGGGGAGACACCUGGGGAAGCAUCUGUGAUUCUCACUUUGAUCUCAAGGCUGCCAGUGUCCUCUGCAAUCAGUUACAGUGCGGAACAGCUGUAUCCACCCCAGGAGGAGCUCGCUUCAGAGAAGGACGAGGGCCCAUUUGGACUGAAGAGUUCCAGUGUGUAGGGAAUGAGUCUCAUCUUUUUUAUUGCCCCAGGCCACCAUAUGUAGAUCAAUCAUGUUCACAUGGAAAUGAAGUUUGUGUCAUAUGCUCACGGUUCAGGUUGGUGAACGGCACCUCCAUGUGUUCAGGGAGAGUGGAGGUCCUGGUGCUCGGUGCCUGGGGCACCCUCUGUGACUCGCGCUGGGAUUUAUCUGAUGCCCACGUUCUUUGCCAUCAGCUCGACUGCGGAGUUGCUGUGUCCACUCCAGGAGCAGGGCAUUUUGGGAAAGGAACUGGCCCUGUCUGGGGUGACACAUUUCACUGUAAGGGAACUGAAACUCAUUUGGGGUUUUGCCCUGUUACUGCCCUGGGGGCCUCUCAGUGCUCGCAUGACCAUGAUGCUGGUGUGAUUUGCUCAGGCCAAUCUGAAUCCCUCAGACUGCUGACAGGAGAGAGCCGGUGUGAUGGCAGAGUAGAGAUUUCCCUCGGCGGUAUGUGGGGCAGAGUCCUGGAUUAUCAGUGGGACAUGAAGGAUGCCAGCGUGGUGUGCAGGCAGCUGCAAUGCGGAGUUGCUGAGAGCGCCUACAACCUGCCAAAGUCUGAUCAAGGGACGGGCCCUGUGGGGCUUAGAGGUGUGCGAUGUGCAGGACACGAAUCCAAUCUGACACUCUGCAACACCAACCUGUCUGAGACCGAGCAGGCAGGAAUCACUGAGGAUGUUGGUGUUGUUUGUUCAGGAAGCAGGCAGCUCAGACUGGUAAAUGCGAUGGGUCGCUGUGCUGGGAGAGUGGAGAUUUACUACCAGGGCACCUGGGGGACAGUGUGUGAUGAUUCCUGGAACUUGUCUGACUCCAACGUGGUUUGCAAACAGCUGGGAUGUGGACAUGCCGUUGAUGUAGCUGCCUCCGCUCAUUAUGGAGAAGGCUCAGGACAGAUCUGGCUGGAUGAUGUCAACUGCUCUGGAAAUGAAUCCGAGCUCUGGGAGUGCCCUUCCAGGGGCUGGGGGCAGCACGACUGCAGACACAAGGAGGAUGCAGGAGUGCUCUGCUCAGAGUUCAUGGAUCUGAGGCUGGUGAAUGGUGAUGAUUGUUCCGGUCGUCUGGAGGUUUUCUACAAUGGGACGUGGGGGAGUGUUUGCUCCAGUUCGAUGGCUCAAGCCACUGUGGACAUAGUAUGCAAGCAGCUGGGCUGCGGGAAUGGAGGAGAAUUUGCAGAAGACUAUUUAUAUGGACAAGGUUCUGGCCCCACGUGGCUCGACCGUGUUCAGUGCCGUGAGCAGCACAGCUCCCUGUGGGAGUGUCCAUCAAAGCCAUGGGACCCUCACUCAUGUCAUGACCGGGGAGAAGAGACCCACAUUACUUGUGCUGGAAAAAAAGAGAACACAACGCUGACACGGUUUGUUGCAUGUCCAAACUCCACAGACUGCACAGGUACCUCUGCCUUUCCCUGCGUCUCCAUUUUACAUUUCUAA
Molecule: messenger RNA, 1787 nt
Organism: Alligator mississippiensis (American alligator)
Lineage: Eukaryota; Metazoa; Chordata; Crocodylia; Alligatoridae
Product: scavenger receptor cysteine-rich type 1 protein M130-like
Exons: 7
Coding region: 33-1787 (584 amino acids)
Cellular component (GO): membrane
Source: RefSeq, a predicted model, not a curated record